AUGCCUUUGUGGGGGUCCAAAUCCAGCCAGGAGAGCGACAACGCCGCGCUAGAAAGCGAUCCCAAGAACGACCCCGUUGCGUCGGCGUCUCAGGCUGCGGGGACGGAAUGGCUGGCCGGACAUUUGAACCAUCUCACUGAGGAUCAGGAGAAGAAGUUGCGGGAGUUUAAGAAACUAUCUGAAGAAAAUGGAUAUUACAAAUCCGCGGGUGACAGUGGGGAGGCGAGCCAUGACGAUGCGACAAUGCUGCGUUUUCUGCGUGCCCGCAAAUUCGACGUGAAUGGCGCCUGGGGUCAGUUCAAGGAUACCGAGGAUUGGCGCAAGGAAAAUGCCAUCGAGUCUCUGUAUGAGAAUAUUGAUGUGGAGUCUUAUGACGCCGCGAGGAGGAUGUACCCUCAAUGGACAGGUCGCCGGGACCGCCGUGGUAUCCCCGUUUACGUGUUCGAGAUCAGGCAUCUGAACAGCAAGAACAUGGCCGCUUAUAACUCCACCAUGACCGACCCCUCUGCGACGGCGGAAACACACAAGUCCUCCACAGUGCCACAGCGUCUUUUGCGUCUCUUCGCCCUCUACGAGAACCUCCUCCGUUUUGUCAUGCCCUUGUGCUCACAAUUGUCUCGCCCGCAUCCCGACACGCCCAUUGUCAGUUCGAACAACAUUGUUGAUGUCAGUGGUGUUGGUUUGAAGCAGUUCUGGAACUUGAAGGGUCACAUGCAGGACGCGAGCGUUCUGGCUACGGCGCAUUACCCCGAGACCCUGGACCGCAUUUUUAUCAUCGGUGCUCCUUCCUUCUUCCCAACCGUUUGGGGCUGGAUCAAGCGCUGGUUUGACCCCGUCACUACCUCCAAGAUCUUUAUCCUCUCCUCCGCAGAGGUCCUGCCUACCCUGAGCUCUUUCAUGGACCCGACCACUAUCCCUAAGCAGUACGGUGGCCAGCUAGACUGGCAAUGGGGCGACAUGCCCAACCUCGACGACGAGGCCCGGAAACUUGUCGGUGGGCUGGAGACCCCUCCCGCCGAAGGAGAGACCAAGCCCAAUUUCAUCAAGGGGCCUGUGUUGUUCAAGGGUGAUCAUGUCGAGAUUCUGGGUAAAGUGAACGGCGAGAGCCGAAAGCGCAGCGUUCCCGUGCCGGCAUCCCCAGCGGCCGAGUCCACCACCCCAGCCCCAGAGCAGCAGAAGUCGGACGAUGCUCUCGCCGCCGAGGUCAACGAGAAGCUCGACCUGAAUGGCGCCACCGAAAAGACCGGCAACGGAGAUGUCGCUGCCUAG
Messenger RNA from Aspergillus oryzae RIB40, 1269 nucleotides. Its product is annotated as SEC14 family lipid-binding protein. The transcript is spliced from 4 exons. The record is from RefSeq and is a predicted model, not a curated record. Lineage: Eukaryota; Fungi; Ascomycota; Eurotiomycetes; Eurotiales; Aspergillaceae. Bases 1 to 1269 code for a protein of 422 amino acids.